Penicillium cataractarum is the source of this 1740-nucleotide messenger RNA. RefSeq lists its product as uncharacterized. The record is from RefSeq and is a predicted model, not a curated record. The coding region runs from base 1 to 1740 and encodes 579 amino acids. The transcript has a single exon. Lineage: Eukaryota; Fungi; Ascomycota; Eurotiomycetes; Eurotiales; Aspergillaceae.
AUGAGAGGCCUCUUUUUUAUUCUCACCGCAAUCAUCGGCAGUGUGGCUGCCGCUGAUCAAUGCACGAAAGACAAUUCUGCUUCUUGCUGUCAGGGCUAUACAUACAAUGACAAUCCACUCCAGAAACGCACCACCGUUCCAGUGUGCGACGGAACGAGCAUUGAUCCUGCCCCUGGCCUGACUCCUCCAACGUGUCCUACCGAUAGCAGUGGCAACACGAAGAAUCCAGUGUGUACCGCGAUCAAAACGAUCCCGCAAGGGUCCUUCGACGGAACCUUAUACUGCGGCAAUCCAUUAGCAAACACUGGUUCUGGCACUGUGAAAGGAACGAUCCAUGUUGAAGUCGGCCCAUGCCAGGUUCCUGCGACGGGCUUCUGUUUCAUACUGACGGCCACAGCACCACCUGGUACCACCCUUGACAAUGAUUUUAAAGUUCAGAUCUCCACAAGUCCUCUCACUAGUGACAACCCGGGACAAUUUGCCGUCAAGGUUUCGUCUCAGCCUGUCUAUUACCCAUUCUCUUUGGUUUACGGCAGUACCGACCCAUGCGCAUCAGCCAGUCAAGGAACGGUCUAUAUCGGCUUCCACACUGGGGAUGGCAGUGAUACAUGUUGGGCAGGCGGCAACAGUCCCACAGACCCGCCGACUCAGACUAUCCCGGGUGGGAAUAGCAACUGGGCUCUACAGUUCUCGUUUGUAUUCACCUGCAAGGAUGUCUGCCAGAGCUGGUGCUGCUGUCCGCCGCCACCGACGAUCCCAGAUUGCCCUACUGAUUACAGCCAGUCCUGCCCGGGCUUGUGCAACCCGUCUAAGCCGGGUACCCAGUGCAAUCUGAUCCACGUUGCUAACCCGUCAGGAUGGACGACCAAUCCAGACUAUGCCCAGAAAUGUUGUUGCAAGCCGCCUGAUACGCCCCAGUGCGCAACAGGCCUACAGAAACACGUCUUAGAUUCCGGCGUCAGUACAUGUUCUGCCUUCUCGGGCGUCUGUGGCAACCCCGUCCUCGGCACCAUCGCGGAUUGUAGCACUGGCAACUACAAUGGCGUGUGCUGCUGCUGUACUCCUAAUCAACAGUGUUCCUCCGGAACUAAGACCGACACCGCAGGAGCAUGCAGUGGGAGCCCCCCAGCAGGGCAGACUUGCACUUCACAGUCCGACGGCUGUGGAGGCCAGAUUUGCUGCUGCAAGCCCAGCGGUACUUGCAACACCCAGACAGCCUUUGGCGUCCCCGCAAGUUGCAGCGCCAACACGGUCUGCAAUACCAACACACUCUCGUCCAAGGGAUGCGGCAAAAACCGCUGGGGCUGGUACAUCAACGUGGACCUGAGUGGUGGCGCGACGGCUACUUACAAGCUCUACGCUGGAGCUGGGCUUAACGACCUGAGCAAGGGCACUGACGUCGGGUCGGUCUCAGUGCAGCCCUGCUCAAGCGGAUCGACCCAAUAUUGUGCCUUCUUCAGCACCAUGGGCGGCUGGGUCAUCGUGGACACCCACGUCGAGGCUGAUUGCGAUGCGCUUAGCACGCGUACGACGCAGAACUUCCCGUGCGCACCAGGCGGCUACAACGACAACGGCAGCGGAACUUGCGGCUCUGGAGGUCUCCCGGGUACAACGUGGCAGAGCCAGCCGUUCGUAGCCUGCGCAUCCAAAAAGUACGCCGUCAUCUUCCAUGCGGCUGUGGCGCACAGCGAUUCGAACUGCAGCCCCUCCAACUGCGGAAGUGCAGAUCCUACUUCAUGA